AUGGCAACCCUCAACACCACUCACUGGAACGAGACUACAUCAAUUUCCCAGUAUCUGGGCUUUCAAGUGCAAAAAAUUUACCCUUUCCAUGAUAACUGGAACACUGCCUGCUUUAUUAUUCUGAUCAUAUUCAUCUUUACUGUAGUUUCUCUGGUGGUGUUGGCUUUCCUCUAUGAACUGCUAGACUGUUGCUGCUGUGUGAAAAAUAAAACUGUGAAAGACUUGGAGAAUGAACCCAAUCCUGUCAGAGCAAUGAUGAACAGCUUCAGAAAGCAUGAAACAGAGGUGGUGUAGGAAGGACUGCGCAUCAGCACUUGAAGAACGUUAAACACCUUGAAUGAAGCCUCUUGUAUCUUACAAAUGAGCAAGUCACAUGCUUUUUUUUCUUUUGGACUUAAAUAUAACAGCAACAGUUAUCAUUUUACCUCUGGAUGUGAACUUGAGUAAUUGGCAAAGGAUUUCCGAGUGCUUAGCAGAAGGAUAAUCUGUUGCAAUGUUAUGGGGGGGAGAAAAGAUAUUUGUUUUCAAAUGAACUUUUGUUGUUUAUAUUGAAUUACUAGCAUAGAUCUUUGUCUACCUGAACAAACAAAUGUUGCCUAACAUGCAUAAAACUAUGUUGCUUAACUGGAGAAAAUAUUUAUAAAAACACUCAACAAUCUGAUCAUACAUACUGCAAAGACACAGCAGUGCCCUCCCACUGAGGUCAACCACACAGAUAUAAAAGGGGUGAGAAAAAAGAUACGAGAUAGAAGGGUUGCAUGGCGAGAGAUCCCACGAGACAGGAGACACUUGUGUGAAUUCUUGCCUUUGACA
Haliaeetus leucocephalus (bald eagle) is the source of this 813-nucleotide messenger RNA. It is a transcript of the gene SMIM18, whose product is annotated as small integral membrane protein 18. The coding region runs from base 1 to 294 and encodes 97 amino acids. The record is from RefSeq and is a predicted model, not a curated record. The transcript has a single exon. NCBI's taxonomy places the organism in Eukaryota, Metazoa, Chordata, Aves, Accipitriformes, Accipitridae.